CCCCUGCCAGUGAAGUGGAGUAUUUUGAAGACCGGAAAAGAGUCGGUGUUGCAAGGACAAAGAACAGUGCAGACAGUCCACCCGUAACAAUGGACAUCAAGAGCGACUCAAAGAUUGAGAGGAAAAAACGUGUCUCAAACCAGCUGAAGGCAAAUGCACACUUUCAUAAGCUGUUCAUGGAGGUUCCUGUGGAUGAACCACUGAAACAAAGUUUUACCUGUGCUCUGCAGAAAGAAAUUCUGUACCAAGGAAAGUUAUUCCUUUCUGAAAACUGGAUUUGCUUCCAUUCCAAGGUUUUUGGUAAAGACACUAAGAUUAGUAUUCCUGUGCUCUCCGUGACGCUACUGAAGAAAACCAAAACUGCCCUUCUUGUGCCAAAUGCUCUGAUCAUAGCAACAGUUACAGAUAAAUACAUGUUUGUCUCCUUGCUCUCUAGAGAUAACACCUACAAACUAUUAAAAUCCAUCUGUGGACAUCUUGAGGAUACCAGUGUUGGCAACAGUCCCAAUCCCUCUUCUCUUGAAAACAGUUUCAGGGCUGAUCGUCCUACAACUCUGCCACUGGAUUUCAAUGAAGACUAUUCGGAUCUGGAUGGCAUAGUGCAACAGCGGAGGAAAGAGAUGGAGGAGUCCAGUAGUACAGGCUCCCAAACCCCGGAGCUGGAACGCUUCCAAGAUUAUCAUGUUAUUGAGACACAGACCCACUUAAAAGUUUCCAAGACCGAGGGGAAGUCCAUCCGUUCGGAUGCACACAGUAAACGUGUACUUGAAGGAAAAGCCAGGAACACUCCUCRGAAUGCAGGUCAUUCUGAAGCCUUCAGGUUCCUCCACAAAGUGAAGUCCCAGAAACUUGUAUCUCUGAACCAAAUACUGAUAUUUUAUGCAGUUCUACAACCAGUUCGCCAAGGUUUGGGAUCUCAUCUGCAAGUUAAUGCYGAUGCCCUCUGUGAUGAGUUAACUGCUAAUCUUAUAAAAUUGGAAAAGAUACAAAACAACUUGCAAAGACUACUUGAAGAUGGUGAAUGAAAUGUGGAUGUUCUUAGAGUGCUUCACACCUCUGUCUUCUGCUCCUGACAAACAGUUCCAAAAACACUCUGCUGGCCAGGGUUCAAGCUUCUUAUUUUUGAUCCAAGCCAAGUUUAAACUACUGUGCAUCUCCUGUCACAAUGUAGAAAGUCUGUCUAUUCUUGAACAAUUACAUAUAUCUCCAUAUUUUGAAAAUAAGGGUUUUUUUCUUUCCUAGUGAUGUGUGAAAUAAUAGUCUUUAUAGCUUGUUUGAUUCUUGACUUGCUUAUACCAGUGUAAACCUGGUGUAAGUGUGUUUACCUCAGCAUCUGUUUCUUUUUUCCUGUACUUUCUCAUACAAGUGUAAAGGGGAAGAAGGACCCAUCACACGCAGCAGUGUGUUGUGUGAAUGAGCUGGGUAUCRUAACAGUGGCUGUGAGCCGAGGCUUUUCCCUCCUUCCUGGCCGAGCCUCCUCAAGGCCACAGAACAGACCUCUCUGCAUUUGAUUCCGCCUAGUGCUCAGCCUUGAGUAAGUGCUCGGGUCUCSGGGGUGGAGGGGCUCAGUUCCCCUGCCAGAGGCAGGGCCGCCUCCUGCUGCUGGGCGUUCGUUUUCCACCAGRGUCAAGCCAGGAAUACGUACGGCCUCACCAACCCAUGAGUCAGAGUGCUGUAGUUAGCAGUGCCAGUGAGACGUGCCGUAGAGAAGGUGCUGCAGUUUCCUGCCCACUCACAGAGUCUCUCGGUGCCCAGAGCCACGGCCAGCGCUUCCCAGCGUCGUGUGGAGUCCUGGUUGGCCAAGCAAGUGCCUUUCCUGUUCCACUCCUGGGCCUCUGGCCUUUGUCUGUGACUCCGGACACGGACACGGGGCUUUUCCACAUGGUGGGAGCUCCAGGAUUAGUGAGGUAGCAGUAGCAACCGUUUCAGUGCAGUCAAUGACAUAAAGGGGAUAACUGCUUUGUUAUAUUCAACUUGUUUUCACAGUGCCUGAGAUGGGAUAACUGUGUUUUUGUUUUGCUCUCUGAUUCACCAAGCAGG
This is a messenger RNA of Nothoprocta perdicaria, 2040 nucleotides long. It is a transcript of the gene GRAMD2B, whose product is annotated as GRAM domain containing 2B. The coding region runs from base 90 to 1025 and encodes 311 amino acids. The record is from RefSeq and is a predicted model, not a curated record. Lineage: Eukaryota; Metazoa; Chordata; Aves; Tinamiformes; Tinamidae. The transcript has 12 exons.